UGUGCAAUCGAUUGCACAUUAGUGAUGAGAGCGAUUCUCCUGGCGAGAAAACAACAAAAUUCACUGCGUAAUUAAUUGAGUAUUUUCAUAAAAUUGAGGCGAACCACAAAGAAACAACUCGCAGACUGUUCAUUAAGUGUUCAUAAAAACGCCAAAAUCCAAACGAAAGAACCAUCGUAUCCGAGUGAACCAGCCCUCCAACAUACAUAACAAUGGCCAGCCGCAGAAAAUCACUCCUGAAAGUCAUCAUUCUGGGUGACAGCAGCGUGGGCAAGACCUCGCUUAUGAAUCAGUAUGUAAACAAACGCUUCUCCAACCAAUACAAAGCUACGAUCGGAGCUGAUUUCUGCACGAAAGAGGUGGUUGUCAACGACCGAGUUGUCACAAUGCAGAUCUGGGACACUGCUGGCCAGGAACGCUUCCAGUCGCUCGGUGUGGCCUUCUACCGCGGCGCUGACUGUUGUGUGCUCGUCUACGACGUGACGGCACCCAACUCGUUCAAGAAUCUCGACUCAUGGCGCGAUGAGUUCUUAAUACAGGCCAGUCCACGCGAUCCCGAGCACUUUCCCUUUGUGGUGCUAGGAAACAAGGUGGACCUGGACAACCGUCAGGUGUCCACGCGUCGGGCGCAGCAGUGGUGCCAAUCGAAGAACGACAUACCCUACUACGAGACGUCCGCCAAGGAGGGCAUCAACGUGGAGAUGGCGUUUCAAAUCAUAGCCAAGAAUGCGCUCGAGUUGGAGGCAGAGGCUGAGGUCAUCAACGAUUUCCCCGAUCAGAUUACCUUGGGCCCACAAUCCAAUCGUCCUUCAAACCCUGACAACUGUCAGUGCUAAUGCAAUAGCAGUCGCAGCGGGAUUAUUACACAAUCUAUAUUAUUAAAUAAUAUUUCCAACAUAAUAAUAUGAACAAGAGAAGCAAGCAACUCGGUGGACGACGAUGGAGGAGUGUUCUAUGUUUAAGUAAAACAAUUUCAGCAACAACAGCAUAGUAAUUAAUUAACAGAUAGGAUGCAAAGAUCAGAUUCAGAUUUAACAUCGGCAGACGCAGCAGACUCUAGGCAAGGGCUUUAACCGCAAUAUUCCGGAAUCCAACCAAAUUCACGACCCAAUCGUUUAAUAAGUAAAAAAUCAGUGCUCUGUGUGCUCUCGUAUUUAAAAAUUCAUGUUAAUGACCGCCCGCCUUCUCCCUAGUACUAUUUUCGCCAUUUAAUUAGUCAAAUUUUGCACGCAACCGCUGCAAGCUUUGCAACAAUAACAACAACAACAGUAACAACAUUGAGUA
This is a messenger RNA of Drosophila serrata, 1284 nucleotides long. It is a transcript of the gene Rab7, whose product is annotated as RAS oncogene family member Rab7. Gene Ontology annotation, molecular function: GTPase activity; GTP binding. The record is from RefSeq and is a predicted model, not a curated record. Gene Ontology annotation, biological process: phagosome-lysosome fusion; endosome to lysosome transport. Lineage: Eukaryota; Metazoa; Arthropoda; Insecta; Diptera; Drosophilidae. Gene Ontology annotation, cellular component: lysosome; late endosome; phagocytic vesicle.